This is a messenger RNA of Trachemys scripta elegans, 2917 nucleotides long. RefSeq names its product spermatogenesis associated 6 (gene SPATA6). Bases 1326 to 2741 code for a protein of 471 amino acids. The transcript is spliced from 13 exons. NCBI's taxonomy places the organism in Eukaryota, Metazoa, Chordata, Testudines, Emydidae. The record is from RefSeq and is a predicted model, not a curated record. Gene Ontology annotation, biological process: motile cilium assembly; spermatogenesis. Gene Ontology annotation, molecular function: myosin light chain binding.
GGUUCUUCCUUGAACCCCAGGUUCUGGGUGCUGUAAUGGGGUGUGGGGAAGGGUAGCCCCUACUUCCUCGCUUCUGGCUGCUGCAGUUAGGGAUAUUUGCUACUCUUCCCACCCUCAAGGUUCCAGAUUGCAAUCAAAGGAGGCUUUUUAGUUAUAUCCACCAGCCUCGGUUCUGAAUGCGCCUUCCUAGAGAAUAGCUCCAGUGCCUGCCUUUGAUGCUGCCCGUACCUUUCCCAAGUAGCCGCAGAGUGAACUUCACCUGAUUCUUCAUUUCACUGCCAACUAGAGAGUUCUUACCUGCAGCAACAUACUGAGUUACUAGAGCCGUGUGUCUGCAGGCUAAGGAAGUUAGUGUUCCACCCCUUUACAUUCCAUUCACAUUUGGAAGGUUACCUUUGCAACCGUAUUGGCUAACACCUCAUUGUAAGUGAAAACUCUGUAGGAGUUGAUGGGCACUGUUUGUCCUUGACACUGAGAGCAUCUUAUUUGUUAGUAGAGAGUAGGCAAGUGGAUUUUUGAAGCCCUGAGUCUGGAGUUAGUUAAAUACACACACACACACCACAGUCCUAAAACUGCAUGUAAACUCAAAGAGCAGGACUCCCCUUCAAAGGAGAUCAUGGUUCAUUAUAAUAUGCUGUCCCCUUAUAUGAAAUGAGUUUGGUGGGUCUCAUUCCAUUUCUUAUUGGAUGCCUGUUACAUCACAAGACCACUGCGACCACACAUUUUUUGGUAAGCUUGGCACAGAAGACACAAAUUGAAUGAGCAUGGAUGCUGAUCUAGUUUGUUACUGUAUCUUUACUGGUGGUCCCUCCAGAUCUGUUCUGAGAUCAGUUUGGGGGUAGCACUGCCGCUCCCCUAACUGUACUUGUCUUGGGGAUAAUAUUAACAUAUUUGUACAUAGCAUGUCACAAAGCAUAGAGUAAAACUCUCCAUUGUCCUUAAGCGAUGCAAUCAAAGAGGGGCUUCAGCGUAGUUGCCAAGGUCUGUGCAGCUCCAUGUGACACAUUAUGGAAAUUAUUUAGUGAGUUAAAAUGUAUAUUUGUAAUUCACUGGUAUAUACCCAUAAAUUGGCUUUAAAAAUUGUAGAUUUAGUGUUUUUGCAGCUCUGCUAAAUGAAGCCCUUAGUUUGUCUACAGGGCAGCAAAAGUGCAAGCUUCCAGCAUACCCAAACGAUGAUCUGGGAAGAACUUCAUUUUUCUGGCAAGGCAAAAUGGGAAACUGAAUGAAACUUGGGUCUGUCGGAUUGGAGACUUGGAUUCUGUUCUCAGCUCUGCCUUCAGUGACCUCCUUCAAGCUUUCUUUUUUCUUAUCUGUAAAAUGGGGGAAUGCUAGCUGCCUCCUCUAAGAUAACUUGCCCUGGAGUAUUGCUGAAAGACAAAAGUGAGCUCUAUCUCAGCGCCUGUGUAUUUGGACAGUACAAAAGGACUCGAUGUGUCCCUGCAGCAUUUCCACUCUUCUUAGAAGAGAAACUAGUAUUUGAAAAGGUAUUUACUGAUGUAGUUGAUCCUGGAGAACUUGUUGAGCUACUUGAAUUUGACACAGCAGUACUUGAACUAAUACAACUUGUUCCUCCAGUGGGAGAAAUUCUAGCCACUUAUGAAGAAAAUACAAGAGAUUUCCUGUUCCCUGACCCUAAGCUUACUCGUGGGCACCAUGGUUCAGAUCGUGAAGUUUUAAUGAAGCGGUCUUCUAGUUUUACAGGAAUUGCACCAAAAUUGAGAUUUUCUACCAGCUCCCUUAUUACAGAAAGCCUGUUAAGUUCAGGAAGGAUUCAUGUACAGGAUAAUUUGGAUCGGGUGCAUCAUUCAACACCAAAUGGAAGAUUACAAACAAGGUCACCAAAGAAAAACACCCCUUCACCUGAGAAAAACAGGCACUGCUUAGCAACAAAGAACUAUGAGCAGCCCACAAUAGCUUCUAAAUCACGAUCUCCAUCUCCAUACACAAAAAGACGAAUGUGUGAGCUAUCAGAAGAAGCCAGACAACGACUGGCCCAUUUAAAUCUGGGGCCUUUUGAAUUCAGAAGAGAAACCGAUAAACCUCCAUUUGUAGUUAGACAUAUUGAACAUCCGAGCCCCACUGUUGAUGUUCAUACUUGGUAUCCCACCAGAGACAGUGGACGAGAAGGUUGGUCCAGGGUAUCUUAUGAUCCUUCUCUUCUUGGCAGCUAUAGACCCAAGCUUACUAAAAUUAUCAGGUCUUAUCAUGGGAAAGACUUAGAUGGCUCUUCUGACAGCUGUGAUGAGCACCCGAUGUCGGGUACUGCUAGUAGGCAAUUUCGUUCUACUAGUUCGUUAAUACGUUCAGCACCCUCCUCAUUGCAGAAACAUUCCUCAAGUCCUGUACUCAACCGUUCUUCUCUUAGAGAAAGAUUUAAUUCUGGUUGGUCUACACCAGCAAAUGGAGAAGAGAUCCAUAAACGAGUGAAAAACAUUUUAAGGACACACAGUGCUAGGCAAAGGCUAACAUUUGAUGAGAGUAACUCAUCGAAAGGAGACUCAAGUAAGACAAGAGACAUUUCAUGUAAAGACUCAUUAUGUGGCAGUGAACUACAGAGCAGUUCAUCGGCUCAGCAGAACACCACCGUUCACUUGGAUAAUGGUGAAUAUUGGUCCAACCGGGCAGCUGUGUAUAAAGGAAAACCCCACAGAGCUAUCUUUGAAGACAGCCUGGAGAAAAUAUACAGAAACAUGUACAAAAAAGCUUGUGGCACCGUUUCAAAAAGAAAAAUACACUCCUGAUAGCAAUACAACCAGAAAUGUACAGUGCACAAGGUUACUAUUUUUAAUGAGAAUUAUUUUUGUGUAACAAAUAUUUGUAUUCUAUUUUUUAACAUGGAAUGUUCACUGGGAAGAACUCUUCUGGGCUAGUGGGGCUUUGAGGCUGGGACCCCAAAAGCAAAAUUUUAAAAUAAAAA